GAGUGGCUGAGAUUGCUGCAGAGAUUAGAGGAGGCAAAGAAUGGCUAAGACAGUAUUUACCCUCACCAGCAGCGAGCUAAAGGUUGAUGAUGACAUGAAGAAAAGCUUUGAAGAGAAUGGCUACAUUAUAGUCAAGUCUUUAUUAAGCAGUGAAGAGUUAGAGAAGCUAUCAAGAGUCCUUGAGAUUGAUGGUGGCAUUAGAGACAAUGCUAUACUCCUCAAUGACGGCCAUGGAAGGAACAGCAGACUGAGUGUAUGGAGUCACCCUGGGAAGGACAUCACUGGUAUGCUAGCAAGAUCUGAUAAAGUAGCUGGAACCAUUGAAGAAUUGAUGGGCGGUGAGGUCUAUCACUAUCAUACUAAACUUGUGAUGAAGGAAGCAAGAACUGGUGGAUCUUUUGUAUGGCACCAGGACUAUGGUUAUUGGUAUCAGAAUACUUGCCUGUUCCCUGAUUUAGCCUCUGUCUUUAUUGCAAUUGAUAAAACAGACAUAGAGAACGGCUGCCUCAAAAUAUUGAAAGGGUCUCACAAAGCAGGUCGAAUUGAUCACAUCAGGGUUGGUGGUCAAAAUGGAGCUGACAUGACAAGAGUCGAAAUGUUAAUGAAAAAAUUGGAGCUGAUAAAUGUUGAAUUAGAAGCUGGUGAUGCUCUCUUCUUCCAUUGCAAUGUCCUCCAUAGAUCAGACCAGAACAACAGUGACAGGAGGAGAUGGGCCUUCAUUCUCUCGUACAACAUGGCUUCCAACGACCCAGUACUACCACACCAUCAUCCACAGUACACUCCGUUAAUAAAAGUGAGGAAUGAGGAGAUAUUAGCUUGUGAUUGCACUGAUUUGAGCGGGAAAGGAUUCAUGGACCCAGCUGAUGAUAAAAGCAUUGAAGCACAGAAAGAGGUUGAUGUCAAUAAAACUUCUUCAUAAACUGCUGCAUCAUAUCUCAAUUAACAGCUUUACUAAAUUCCCUUUAUAUUUUGCUAAAUAAAGUUGUUAUUAUA
This is a messenger RNA of Amphimedon queenslandica, 993 nucleotides long. Its product is annotated as ectoine dioxygenase-like. The transcript is spliced from 8 exons. Lineage: Eukaryota; Metazoa; Porifera; Demospongiae; Haplosclerida; Niphatidae. The record is from RefSeq and is a predicted model, not a curated record. The coding region runs from base 41 to 919 and encodes 292 amino acids.